CUGAGAGCAUCGAGAGCGCCAACAUCAGCAGAUCACUGAAGGCCCAACGCACCUGUCGCUAGCCCCUCGCUGCACUUAGAGAGUUUCAGAAACCGCGCGCGAGUCACGCCGCUCUCUCCGCUCUCCCUCUCCUCUCUCCCCUCCCUCCAUGCUGCGCGCGACGCUACCCCCUCGCUGGCUGCACUGCGCACCGAUUCUCCGCGCGUCUCGCCACUCCCGUCCCGCUCGCUUCACACGCUGUCCCCUCGGCAUUCGUGCUCCGCGCCACCUCGAUUGCCCCGCGCUCGUCGGCUGUUCCCCUCGCCGUGGCCUCAUGGCGGAGGCCGCAGAGCGUAACGAGCAGCAGCGUGCCGCCGCUGCUGUGUUGCGACAGCACGAUAGCACGAUGACCAACCCAGGCGAUAAUGCGGUUACCAGACAAGACGGGACCAGCGGGGAGGAACGUUGCGUGGCGUUUGAAGUUCGUGCGACCGACGGCGACGCACGCGUUGGUCGCAUUCUGGCGACGAGGGUGGGCGAUGCGGGGAGAGGAGGGGAUCAAAUGCGGGACACAGAGGGGCAAGGAGGAACACAGAGCGAUGCCGAGUGGUUUGAAGUGGCGACGCCCGGCCUGCUGGCGUACACGCGGCGAGGGCUGCCGCUGCAUUUGACGCCGGACGUGAUGCAGACUCUGGGGUUCGCGGGGUGGAACGCGUGCUCCGUGCACUUUCUCGAGAGCCCCUCCCACCAGACCAUUGCCGCCCACACACGCGCCCGCACACCGUCGCCAUCCGCCCCUUCCCAUCCCCCCCCCUCUACUCGCCUCCCCCCCUCCGGGCUGCACGGCUUCCUCUCCCUCGCCCCCGCCACCCUCCUCCUCUCCUCGCCGCGCGACUCGCUGCUCUUCCCGGGCUGCAAGGAGGGCGGCAAGGCCUCGGCACGACCUGCCACGUGGUUUGACACCCCCAGCGGCCGCAGGCAGGUCACUGCAGAGGGCCACAGUGCCAUCGUGGCAUCGCUGCUGCCACAUGUUGCCAUCCCGUUGCACGAUGCGCCACCCGCCACGUCAUCGCUGAAUCGCCAGCGAGUGGCUGUGGAGCGAUCGCUGACGUGGCUGGAUGAAGAGCUGCGAUUGGCUGAAGGCAGAGCUCAACAUAGAACCGCCAUGCUGGGGGCAGUGGUGGGAGGGCGCUUUCACGACGAGAGGAGGCGGUCAGCCAGAGAAACUGCAGCGAGGAAAGGGCUGGCAGGGUACCACCUGGCGGGGUUCGGCUUGGGGGAGCCCAUGGACGAGAGGGAUGCGCUGCUGGCCGCUGCUCUUUCAGAGCUUCCUCCCGAGGGACUGAGGCACACGUCAGGUCUCAACACGCCAGAGGAGGUGCUGCAGGGAGUGGCCAUGGGCGUUGACCUCGUUGACUGCACCUACCCCCACGACCUCACUCUGCUGGGCCUCGCCUCCACCCUGCCGCUGCUGCCGCCCUGGUGGGGGGACGUGGUGGGGACGGGGGAAGGGGGCCAGGGCGCUAAAGGCCAGGCAGCAGCGAUUGGGGGGAAGAUGGAUGGUUGGGUGGAGGAGGAGACGAGCAAGUUGAACCUCAGAUGCACUUGGCACAAGCGCAGCUUCGUCCCCAUCGCCCCUGCGUGCGCGUGCUACACGUGUGCGCGCCACACGCGCGCAUACGUGCACCACCUGCUGGACGCGCACGAGAUGCUGGCGCUCGUGCUCCUCGACAUCCACAACCACCACCACAUGCUUCAGUUCUUGGCGGUCAUCCGGCAAGCCAUCAGCCUGGGCGUGUUUCAGAGGUACAGGCAAUGGUUCGUCCGAGCCAGGCACCACGAAGCUCAGUCCCUUGUCACCGCGGUGUAACUCUUGAGUCCCUGUGAGCCGUACUCCAGGCAUGUUGCAUCAUGUUUGGAGGCAGCUUAUAAGCCUAG
Closterium sp. NIES-67 is the source of this 1917-nucleotide messenger RNA. NCBI's taxonomy places the organism in Eukaryota, Viridiplantae, Streptophyta, Zygnematophyceae, Desmidiales, Closteriaceae. The record is from the annotation of a GenBank genome assembly.